AUGGACGUUGAGCAAAUUCUCAAUCUCUUCGAUUCCCUCUGGUUCGAGCGUGGAAUCUUCAACCAACCCCUCCUGCCGUCAAACCCAGAACGUGAAAAUCAAGAAAAGCCAUUAAAAAACUCGCCGCCGCCGUCGCCGGAAGUUUUGCCACGGAUUCACACGAGGUCCAUAAGCGAAGAUCUGAGCUCCAAAUUGAGCUUUAUGUCCAAUUCCAAUUCACCCGAUUCGAUCCUCUUCUCUCCAAAGCUUCAGACGAUUUUCUCCAGCAAAGACAUCGCCAGAACUGAGUCGCCGGAGAACAACCGGAAGGAAAUUCGGCCGGAACUUGAAACAGAGCCGAGAAAGAGAAACAAGGGAAGAGGGAGAGGGAGAAGAAGACGGUGGCCGGAAAGUAAGAGCCUUUCGGAGCUGGAAUUUGAGGAGCUAAAAGGGUUCAUGGAUUUGGGAUUUGUUUUCUCGGAGGAAGAUAAAGAUUCGAGCUUGGCGUCGAUUAUUCCUGGUUUGAACAGGUUGAAGAAAAAGGAACAUGAAGAAGAAGAAGAAGGAGAAGAGGGGGAAAUUUCGAGGCCUUAUCUUUCUGAAGCUUGGGAGGCGAUGGAGAAAGAGAAUGAAUUGAAGAAGCCGCCAUUGAUGGAGUGGAGCUUUCCUGCUUUGGGGAAUGAAAUUGAUAUGAAAGACAAUCUCAAAUGGUGGGCUCAUACUGUUGCUUCUACUGUUAGAUGA
This is a messenger RNA of Momordica charantia (bitter melon), 723 nucleotides long. RefSeq lists its product as uncharacterized. The record is from RefSeq and is a predicted model, not a curated record. NCBI's taxonomy places the organism in Eukaryota, Viridiplantae, Streptophyta, Magnoliopsida, Cucurbitales, Cucurbitaceae.